UGGCAUAUCACCUGACUCGAACAGAUCCCUCAACCUCCUUAGUCUCGUCUCGAGAAAUGAGACUGCUGAACCCGCAUACAAUCUGCCUAGGGGCCAGAUUUCGGUCUCAAAACCUCCAUCGAGUGCAUUUCAAUCACAGAAAACACUGCAGUGGUCAUGAUCUCUACUUCUCUGACAAACCCGCGCCGUGACCUGCCUGCAACCCGCACGGGAGGCUUUCUAAGAGCACUGAAUGUCGAUCUUGAAUGACUUGAUUUCCUCGAAUCUGGACUGGACUGGCCUCGGAUGCUAUCAGUUUCAUACACUGCACAGCGGUGUUGUCGGGGACACACCAUCAAUCGCGAGAGUCUCUGGACCUGUCUAGAACGCGCCCUGGGUACAAAUGGAUCGGCCGAGAAAACAGGCAGUGGGUUAGACUUCCAGCGCCGCUUCACGCUUUCGUUCUUCUUUCAUCUCCCCUCCCGUCCCCCGGACGUCCCGCUCUUGACGAAGCGAACCUCCGACCCCAUCCUCUCUUUUAACGGUCUGACUGGCCUCAGAUCUAACUUGAAGACGUUCUUUAUCUCGACGACUUGAUACGCACGCAGCAAUGGGAGAGAGUUGGUUUCGGCGGGAGUUCAUGAAUGGACGCCGGCUGACUUUUAACAUUCUGUUCUAUGGAAUCCACAUCUUCUGGUUUGCCUAUGGAUGGCACAGUCAGAAAACCAACCAGAAGCUUGCCGUGCUCAACUUGCUCACUUACUCGGUGUGGGUGUCCCGUGGCGCCGGCUUGGUGCUGGCGCUCGACUGCGGCCUGAUCUUGAUUCCGCUGCUCCGCAAUAUUAUCCGAUUUGUGCGCCCCAAGAUGUCGUGGCUCUUUCCUGCGGACGAGAACUUGUGGUUCCAUCGACAAGUCGCGUACUCGAUGGCGUUCUGGAGCGCCGUGCACACCUCUGGCCACUAUGUCAACUUUAUCAAUGUCGAGCGCACCCAGGUCCGCAAGGAGAGAGCGCUCGAUAUCCACUACACGCAAGCGGGUGCCCUCACUGGCCACUUUAUGCUGCUCAUGAUGCUGCUGAUGUACACGACGGCGCAACAGAAGGUCCGAAACCAGUGUUUCGAGGCGUUCUGGUACACCCACCAUCUGGCCUUCUUCUUCAUGAUCGGUGUGUACACCCACGCCACGGGCUGUUUCGUGCGCGACACCGUCAACCCAGCCUACACAGAUACGUUCCCGUUCUAUGACCCGAAGCACUGCCUCGGAUACCUCAGCUGGCGCUACAUCAUCUGGCCUGGCAUCAUCUAUUUCGGCGAACGUGUCUGGAGAGAAAUCCGUGCCCGCCGUGCUACGAGACUGUCUCGUGUCCUAGUGCACCCCAGCGGUGCAAUGGAACUGCGUAUCGACAAACCCAGCUUCAAAUAUCAACCUGGGCAAUGGUUGUUCCUACAAGUUCCGGAAUUGUCGAUCUGGCAAUGGCAUCCCUUCACAAUCACCUCGGCACCUGAAGACCCUUACGUCUCGGUGCAUGUGCGUCAAGUCGGCGACUGGACCCAUGCCCUCGGCGAACGCCUUGGUGUCGGCCCAUCAGUGGUCGCGUCCAUGACCAAGUCUGCGAUGAAAGGCUCCGAGACGGACGAGAAGGCUACUGGUCUGCGGGGUGACUUUGUCGAGCUUGAUGCCAGCACUACUGGCUCGAUGCCCGUCGUCCGCAUCGAUGGUCCGUACGGCGCUCCGACCGAGGACGUCUUCGACGUCGAGGUCGCAGUCCUGAUCGGCGCCGGUAUCGGUGUCACGCCCUUUGCCUCGAUCCUGAAACACAUCUGGUACCGCCAGCGCAAGGGAAACUUGGGCACGCUGCGGCGCGUCGAGUUCUUCUGGAUUGUCCGCGAUGCACCGUCUUUUGGUUGGUUCCAGAGCCUGCUUUCGGAGGUCGAGGCAGCGCAAGCCGAUCCCAACUUCCUUCGCAUCAAUAUCUACCUCACGCAGAAGAUCAGCGAGGAUAUGCUGUGGAACAUCGCUGUCAACGAUGCAGGUUCAGCCUAUGAUCCUCUGACCUUGCUGCGCACCAGGACAUCCUUCGGUCGUCCCGACUGGUCCACCAUCCUCGGAUCGAUGAGCCAGGCCAUCCAGGACGGCCACUAUCUUCCUGGAUCUAGCGAGCAGCUCAAGACCAAAGUCGGGACCUUCUUCUGUGGACCCACUCCCCUUGCGAAGGUCAUCAAAUCCGCCUGCGAGCACACCAGCAACGCCCGUGUCGAGUUCACGUUCGCGAAGGAACACUUCUGA
Molecule: messenger RNA, 2266 nt
Organism: Mycena citricolor
Lineage: Eukaryota; Fungi; Basidiomycota; Agaricomycetes; Agaricales; Mycenaceae
Source: the annotation of a GenBank genome assembly